GAUUCUUUAUCCAGUAGUGUGUGCGUGUGAGUGUGAGACACUGAAGUUUUGGUUGUUCUGAAUUAGAGAGGAAAGUGAAGCGAGAAUAUAGUGAUGCAUCUAAACGGAACACCGUCUUCUGUAGGAUUUCACAUGCCUGCGGAGUGGGAAAGGCACUCGCAGUGUUGGAUGGGUUGGCCUGAACGCGCCGAUAAUUGGCGAGACGCUGCCGUUCACGCCCAACGUGUCUUUGCCAGGGUGGCGUCUGCGAUCUCAAGUUUCGAGCCUGUAACCGUUUGUGUUAGUUCUGCGCAGUGGGAGAAUGCGCGGAGUCAGCUACCGGAACAUGUCAGAGUCGUUGAGAUGAGCAUGAAUGAUUCUUGGUUUCGUGAUACUGGACCCACUUUUGUUGUGAGAAGAAGCACGACCGCGCUGGAAUCUGCUGAUGCGGAUCACAGGAUUGCGGGGAUUGACUGGAAUUUUAAUAGUUGGGGAGGUUUGGAAGAUGGAUGUUACAGUGAUUGGACUCUUGAUUUGCUUGUGGCUAAGAAGAUUUUGGAAAUUGAGAAGAUUCCUAGAUUUCCUCAUUCGAUGGUGCUUGAAGGUGGAAGCAUCCAUGUAGAUGGAGAAGGAACUUGUCUUACCACAGAAGAGUGCCUCUUGAACAAAAACAGGAACCCUCACUUGAGUAAGAACCAAAUAGAGGAUGAACUUAAGACAUAUCUUGGAGUCAGGAAGGUUAUAUGGUUGCCUCGUGGAUUAUACGGAGAUGAUGAUACAAAUGGUCAUAUUGAUAACAUGUGCUGUUUUGUGAGGCCUGGUGUGGUUCUGCUGUCCUGGACUGACGAUGAAACUGAUCCUCAGCAUGAAAGAUCUGUAGAAGCAUAUUCUUUGCUUUCAAGUGAAACAGAUGCUAAUGGUAGAAAGUUUGAAAUCAUUAAACUCCAUGUUCCUGGUCCACUCUAUAUGACAGAGAAAGAGGCUGCUGGGAUUUUUCAGGAUGAUGAGGCUAAGCCGAGACCUGAAGGUACUAGGCUUGCUGCUUCCUAUGUAAACUUUUACAUUGCAAAUAAAGCUAUCAUUGCACCACAAUUUGGAGAUAAAAAGUGGGAUGAUGAAGCUGUCCGAGUCCUAUCUAAGGCCUUCCCUCAUCAUGAAGUUGUGGGAAUUGAAGGUUCAAGGGAGAUUGCUUUGGCCGGUGGAAAUAUACACUGCAUUACUCAGCAACACCCAGCCAUUUGAGUGGCGGCUCUUAAUAUUUGUUGAUACGUGUUUUUUCCCCAUCGAUUACAAAAAUACUUGUUUGACUUUGUUAUGCAUGCCUUACCAUGUGUUACUAAAUGAUUAUGGCGACAAUAAAUGAAGCCAUGUGUGCGAGUGUUUUUAUAACAAAAUAAAGAACAGGUUUUGAUUCGUUAAGGACCAAAAUUAGAAUGAGGCAUAUUUGGUAGGGAUUACAAACA
Molecule: messenger RNA, 1442 nt
Organism: Cajanus cajan (pigeon pea)
Lineage: Eukaryota; Viridiplantae; Streptophyta; Magnoliopsida; Fabales; Fabaceae
Product: porphyromonas-type peptidyl-arginine deiminase family protein
Biological process (GO): putrescine biosynthetic process
Molecular function (GO): agmatine deiminase activity; protein-arginine deiminase activity
Source: RefSeq, a predicted model, not a curated record